AUGACCGACACUGAGAAAGGAUUUAACCUUCAAGUCUCACCCAAAAGGAUUAGUCGAGUUGGUGAUGACAAUGAUGACAAAACGGCUUUGUCUCAUCCGUCAAUUUGGUUAUUGCUUGCGGUUUCAAUGCCACGGAUGGCUAUCAACAUGGCUUGGUCAGCUCAAUGGGCUGCGCUUGGACCUUACCUGUCAACGAUGCUACCAAAAUUUGCCGUUCAGAUCACGCAAUUUAUUGGUCCGAUAGUCGGUGUGCUCGUAGGUCCCAGCAUCGGUGUUUUGAGUGAUCGCAGCACUGCAAAAUUUGGUCGCCGUCGACCCUUUUUGAUUGUCGCGGGUAUUCUAAGUAUCAUUUGCUGGAUUGCCAUGAGCUACACGCGGGAAAUAGGUGAAGCUUUUGGCGAUCAUGGUGACGGCACUGAUGGUCAGCCAAUCAACCGCACGUGGACUUCGAUCCUCACUGUAUUUUUCUACUUGUGGAUGGACAUCACCGUCAACGUCGUCCAAACACCAGCCAUGCUUAUUGUCGCUGACUUUGCAGGCGAUCGUCAGACAACGGGUGCUGCUCUUGGUCAGGCUUGGUCAACCUUGGGCUCAAUUCUUGUUGCUGGCUACAUUGAGUUAUUUGGAGCUGCUCACAAUACUUUGCACGAGUUCAUGUGGAUGUUGUCGGGUACCAUGUUUAUCUGCAUUACCGUCGCUGUCGUGUUUGCAAAUGAAACUCCAUUGGAUCCAAGCAAGGUUGACGCGGUUUCGACGUGGAAGCGCAUUGGACACGCCUUUGCUUCCGUCUAUCACGGUAUUCGCACACUUCCUCGUGUACUUGCCGUCUAUGGCGUCUGUUUCUUCUUCGUCCAGUACGGAUUCACAGCUUACAAUGGUAACAAGGGUCAGUUCUUCGGUAUUGAAGUGUACGGUGGAUCUGCUGAAAAUGCCGAUAGCUGUGACCCGUGCACCCCCGAGCAGGAUGCAUACAACCACGGUGUCAGUAUUGCUGGUGGCCGCGCUGAUCUACUUUUCAACGUCGUUGGCUACAUCUACUCGUGGACAUUGCCGUUUUUAGUGCACACGUUUGGUGUAAAGUGGAUGAUGACUAUCUCGACAAUUCCGCAGAGUUUGCUCAUAAUCAUGGCUUGGUCGACCAAUGUGACCUUCAACGUGUUUAUUGUUGCCACAACCAGCAUCACGCAGGCCGUGUGGUUUGCUCUCAUUGUGCCAGUGGUCAUCCACGUUUUCGGUGAGGACGAGGAAAUCGGCAUUUACGUUGGAGCUCUGAACUCGGCAAACUGCUUUGGUCAACUGCUGAACUUUGCCAUUGGUUCCGGUCUCGUUGAAACUUCUCUGGGCUACAAGCUUCCCGUCUUCCUCGGUGGUCUUAUGAGCGCUUUCGGCUUUCUUACGGCUCUGCUCUUUUUCAAGAUAAAGAUGUACUCUAUGUAA
Messenger RNA from Peronospora belbahrii, 1437 nucleotides. NCBI's taxonomy places the organism in Eukaryota, Oomycota, Peronosporomycetes, Peronosporales, Peronosporaceae. The record is from the annotation of a GenBank genome assembly.